UUGACUUCUUUACUCACCUCAAUGUGGAAAAAAAAAUUCUUUUUAACAUAAUUGCAAGAAUUAUUUUAUUUUUUUAUUUUAUUUUGUUUCACUUCAUACGAUUUUCACAAUAUCAUUUAAUUAGACUAAACUUAGUAAACCACAGAGAGCCUUUUUGUAUCUUAAUUAAUAUGGAUUUUUCAAUAGAAAAGGAUUUUCCUAGUUUUAAUAGUGUCCACAAUGUUGAGAAACCAUAUGUUUGUAGUAUUUGCAAUAAAGGUUAUACUAGAAAUAGGUAUUUAAUUAUUCACAGACGUGUUCAUGCCAGUGAGAAACCUUUUUCUUGCAAUGUGUGCAAAAAAAAAUUUUCUUCUAAAAGUUACUUAACUCUUCACUGUCGUUUUCAUACUGGAGAAAAACCUUUUUCUUGCAGUAUAUGUAAAAAGAGUUUUACCUUAAAAGGAAAUUUAAUUAUUCACAGUCGUGUUCAUACUGGUGAAAAACCCUUUUCUUGUAAUAUAUGUAAUGAAACAUUUUCUAUUAAGCAUUCUUUAAUUAAACAUAGACGCAUUCAUACUGGAGAAAAACCUUUUUGUUGUAAUGUAUGCAAUAAAAGUUUUUCUUUCGAGGCAAAUUUAUUGCAGCAUAUUCGUGUUCAUACUGGUGAGAAACCAUAUUCUUGUGAUAUAUGUAAUAAAAGUUUUUCAUAUAGGUGUUCAUUAAGUAAUCACAAACGUCUUCAUACUGGAGAAAAGCCUUAUUCUUGUAGCAUAUGUACUAGAAAUUUUUCUACCUUGAAAUCUUUAAAUGAGCACAGUCGUGUUCAUACUGGGGAAAAACCUUACUCUUGUAAUAUAUGUAACAGAAAUUUUGCGCAUAAGCUUUCAUUUAUUACUCACAAACGUCUUCAUACUGGAGAAAAACCUUAUUCUUGUAGUGUGUGUAAAAAGAAUUUUUCUCGUAAAGAAACUCUAAAUGAACACAGUCGUGUUCAUACUGGUGAGAAACCUUAUUCUUGUAAUAUAUGUAAUCAAAAUUUUUCGCAUAGGUCUUCAUUAACUAUUCACAAACGUAUUCAUACUGGGGAAAAACCUUAUAUUUGUGAAGUAUGCCAUAAAAGUUUUAACCGUAAUACAUCAUUAGUUAAGCAUAGUCAUGUUCAUACUGGUGAAAAACCUUUUUUAUGUAAUGUGUGUAAUAAGACCUUUCAAUAUAAGUUUUCAUUAACUAGACACAAACGUAUUCACACAAGAGAAAAAUCCUUUUCUUGUAGUAUAUGCAACGAAACUUUUAUACGAAAAGUUAAUCUAGAUAGACACUACAAAAUUCAUACUACUAAGAAAAGUGAACUGUGAAUUUCAUGUUUUAAGUGCUCCUCAUUAAAGAGUAAAUUAUUUGAUAAAAGUUUUUUUUCCCGUCAUGUCGUAAUCAUGUAUUUUCUUUAUGAACAUUGUUUCAAAAAACUCAUAAUUUUUCACAAGAGCAUAUUCAAUGCUUGUUCACCUUAUAAUUUUCUAAAUUUAACAAAAUUGAAUUGGUGUGCCCAAAAUUGUGAAACUGGAUCGAAUUUAGCCGCAGGUGUAUUCAUCCAUGUUAUAAAAAGAGAAAUUUGAAUGACUGUUAAAACGUUUUGUAAUUUGAAUGCAUUUAUAUCUUGAAUUUGGAAUAAAUAUUAUUUGUUUUUCUA
Molecule: messenger RNA, 1666 nt
Organism: Parasteatoda tepidariorum (common house spider)
Lineage: Eukaryota; Metazoa; Arthropoda; Arachnida; Araneae; Theridiidae
Biological process (GO): regulation of gene expression
Cellular component (GO): nucleus
Source: RefSeq, a predicted model, not a curated record